Messenger RNA from Salvia splendens (bonfire salvia), 2745 nucleotides. RefSeq names its product putative pentatricopeptide repeat-containing protein At1g10330. The transcript is spliced from 3 exons. Lineage: Eukaryota; Viridiplantae; Streptophyta; Magnoliopsida; Lamiales; Lamiaceae. Gene Ontology annotation, biological process: RNA modification. The record is from RefSeq and is a predicted model, not a curated record. Bases 1315 to 2745 code for a protein of 476 amino acids. Gene Ontology annotation, molecular function: RNA binding; protein binding.
AAUGCAAAAAAUAAAGUAAAAAUUUGGGAUCCUAAAAUAAAUUAGGUCCAAUGUUUAAAUACAACUCAUGGCUUUGGGCCAAGAUAACCAAAAGCCCAAUCCCCUCCUCUCUUCUUCUUUCUUCCUCACGAGAAUUUCCACUCCAGAUGCAGCACCUUCAAUCUUCCAACUUCCAUCCCACUCUGCAGCCGUUACCUACAAAUAAACACACCAAAUUAAUGGGAUUAAAUCCCAAUUAACUUCCUGAUUUUGCUCCCUCAAAGUCACGGCUGAUCACUCUUCCUCAUCACACUCACAUUUUGACUCACUAAGCAAAAACAAGAGCCGAGAGAGAGCCGAGAGAAGAAGAAGUAGAAGAAGUUGCUGCCAUUCUUUCUUUCCAAACCAAGUUCAGUUCUUUGAGUUUUAGAUCCGGUUGCUAAGUGGAUGGGCCAUACUCCGACGAGGACAACAUCUUGGGUAGGCGACUUUUUUUUGAAAGGUAUGCCGGUGUAACUCGUUUAUCACACAUUUCCUCUCUGUAGCAUUGAUAAAAAUGUUACAAAUGUCACUGCGAUUUACCGCUUAAAUCGACGGGAGGGGUACCAGAGGGAAUUACGGAGAAGUGAUAAGGACAUAUUCGUCAAACGCUCGUUUUUGGUCCUUUUUAUUGAAUCUAUCCCGAUGGAAUUGUAGGAGUAGCAGUUAAUUGUAGUAUGCUAAUAAUUGUUUUGUAUGGGUGGAAUUCGUAUUGAGAAAGUAGCUAUAAGACUCUGUUAGGUUUGUGUGUAGUUAAAGAAAGGGAGUUUUCUACUAAUAGAAAGAUAUGGCUAAUGAGAUUUUUCAUAAUAACCCAUUAUAAACUGAGGCCCAUCACAAACACAAUAAAUUUAAAAUUGUAGCCUAAUACCGGUUCUAUCUUCUUCUUCCUCCUCUUUUUCUCUGGUUUCGGCGUUUACAGUAUAAUAAUCACCACCAUUUCCUUCGAAGAAUUUGCGUAUUUGUGUCUGUUCUGAGAAAUUCUGCGUUUUGCCUCUUACAUGAUUCAGAUUGAAGAAAGUGUUGAAUGAAAGAAAUGGAUAAAUUGCUGUUCUGAGAAGAGAGAUGACGUGCUUCUAUGCAUCUCAAAGUCAAUUAUGAAUGAGAGAUAGCUAAUAAAGUGAAUGAUUUAAUACUCUGGUUCAAUAGCUAGUAAUUCAGAGUAGAGACUGAUGCUAGGUGACUCUUGCUACUGAUCUUAACUGAAACCUGGUUCACUUAGAUUAUGUCGAUUCUAAGUUUUAUAUAGUUCCGUCUAAUUAUCAACUCUAGCAAUGUCUGGUUAGAUAAGUCUGAAUGUUGAAUUUGCAAUCACAUCCUGAACUUUUGCUCCAUCUUCUUCAGCGUUUUAAUGGAUAUGCUAGUAAGUGCUCCAAACAAGUCGAACAAGUUCAUUCCUUGUUAAUUACCCAUGGUUACCUUCUCAUCAGAGAUCUAUGGGUCAAUACUCUCCUAUAUAAUACUCUCGUCAGAACAUAUCUAAACCUUUCUAGACCCCACAGUAGCCUCAGCCUCUUCAGGGAGAUGCUUCACAAUCAGGCUGCUCCUAGUAGCUACACUUUUCCUUCUGUUCUUAAGGCCGUUGCUUCUUCUCUCUCAAAGUCAUAUGGUACAUCACGAAUAGGUUACUCUUUACAUGCACAAUGUGUUGAAAGAGGCCUGCUAGGUGACCCUUUUGUCCGUACAUCGUUUCUUUCUCUUUAUUCACAAUUCGGUGAUAUAAGAAGUGCACAUAAGGUCUUUGAUGAGAUACCUCAACCAUGCAUUGUUUCAAUUAAUGCGAUGCUUGAUGCAUUUGGAAAAAGUGGCAACAUGGAUUUAGCUAUUUCGAUGUUCUUUAGCAUGCCGAAGAGAGAUGUUUAUUCAUGGACAAGUAUCAUUAAUGGCUAUGCACAAAAUGAGUGCUUUAUGGAGGCAAUUAAGUUUUUUGCGAAAAUGAUGAGAGAUGAGGAUGUAAUUCGUGGCUUUUUAAGGCCGAGUGAGGCCACUUUUGUAAGUGUCCUCUCUUCAUGUGCGAAUUCGGAUGAUGGGUCGGUGUUGUAUCAAGGAAAGCAAAUUCAUGGAUACAUGGUUAGGAAUGAGAAGGAGUUGAGUGUUUUUAGUGGAACAACAUUGAUAUCGUUCUAUGGGAAAAUGGGUUGCCUAAGUUAUGCUUUUCAAGUGUUCAAUGGCAUGUCCGUGAAAAAGGUAUGUGCGUGGAAUGCUAUGCUAUGUUCAUUGGCUUCAAACGGCAGGGAAAGUCAGGCUCUAGAGAUGUUUGAGAAGAUGAAGAGCUCGGGGUUGUGUCCUAAUGAAGUUACAUUUGUAUGUGUCCUGUCAGCUUGUGCUCGGGCUAAACUUGUGGACUUAGGCAUGGAAUUGUUUCAAGCAAUAUCUCGUGAUUUCUCCCUUAAACCAACAAUGGAACAUUAUGGAUGUGUGGUCGAUCUGUUGGGCAGAGCUGGCCUUCUAAAAGAGGCAUAUGAGUUUGUGAGAAGCAUGCCUUUUGAGGCUGAUGCCUCUGUAUUGGGUGCUCUUUUGGGUGCAUGUAGGGUUCAUGGGGAUGUCGAUUUGGGAAAUGAAAUUGGUCGUCGGUUGCUUGACUUGCAACCCGAACAUUGUGGACGGUAUGUUCUGCUGUCCAACAUUUAUGCUGGGGCAGAGAUAUGGGACCAUGCUGCUGCCUGGAGGAAAACAAUGGUCCAUGCUGGAAUUCAAAAGAUUCCAGCAAUUAGUAUGGCUGAUUAA